Fusarium poae is the source of this 405-nucleotide messenger RNA. RefSeq lists its product as uncharacterized. Bases 1 to 405 code for a protein of 134 amino acids. Lineage: Eukaryota; Fungi; Ascomycota; Sordariomycetes; Hypocreales; Nectriaceae. The transcript has a single exon. The record is from RefSeq and is a predicted model, not a curated record.
AUGGCUUCAGGCUUGUUUUCCGACUUUUCUCCAUGGCAUAUUCCUGCUGUUUUUAUAGCCACUGCUUUUACCUUUGGUGGUCUUUUGCCUUUUGUUUCACCUGCUCGGGCUAUACGAGAAUAUGGCUUACCAGAGCGUGUUGCCAACUCACAACACGCACAUACAGCCUUUGCCAUCUAUGGUAGUCGAGUGACAGCAUAUGGCAUUCUCCUAUGGCUAUGCUAUCUACGUCGUCAAUACGAAAUGGUCGAUACACUUUUGAGCUUUCUCUUAUUGUGGGGGGUAGCCGAUCUGUACGUCUGCUUGAAAGCAGGGGCUCCAGGGACAGCGGCUUGGAGGUUUGCGAGCAGUGUCUUACUUGGUGGUUGGGGCUAUGUAGGUUCAACUGCAAAGGGGUCUUUAUAA